AUGCAAACCCGUUCUCAAACCCGCUCCCAAGAACAACCCUCCCAACCCCCAAAAGAAGCUACCUACGCCCAAUCCUCGAAUCCCAUCUCACAUACGCCACAAGAGCAACGGGCAACUACCGAGCCGGGCCGACAACAUGGCGAUACCAUUGGGACAAUUAAACGCACAGCCGAGUCCCAUCCUUCGAGCGACGAAAAACUCGCUCGUCUGAGCGCACAGCACCAGCAACAUGAACAGCAACUGCACAAUGCACCUGACGUCGAUACAGACUACGGCGUGGAGGAGCAGCCCGCAGAGGGGUAUAUUGCGGAUACAGUUCAGCGUAAGGGAAUGGGGAUGCAGCGUGCACAGGCUGGUGCUCAUGCCGGUCCUGUUGGGAGUGCGGGUGGGCCUGGUCAUCCCGGUUUCGGGGAAGCGGAUGAUCUGGCGGCGAAUAUGGGAUCGAAGAGGGUUGAGCAUGAUCAGAUCCUUGGCGAUAGGAUUGGGAAGAGUCCGCCUGAGCCGGAGGGGGACGGGGAGGUUGUUGAGACGGAGGCUGUCAGACGACGGAAGUUGGAGUUGGAUCAGACGUUGGAUGUUUCGGGGGCUGUUAAACAAGCCUCUGGUGAUCCUGUAGUGGGUAAAUAG
Molecule: messenger RNA, 627 nt
Organism: Penicillium vulpinum
Lineage: Eukaryota; Fungi; Ascomycota; Eurotiomycetes; Eurotiales; Aspergillaceae
Exons: 1
Coding region: 1-627 (208 amino acids)
Source: RefSeq, a predicted model, not a curated record